AUGGCUGACCAGACUCCCGACAACUGGGAGGAAGACCUCUCCAGACAAACAGACAACAUGAAUUUGAAUAACGGCAACGCCAACUUCCAAGCUCAGGCUCCCUUGUUCCAACCCGGUGCAGCAUCUUUUCAACCUGGUGCUGCCUCGUUCGUUCCAGGCCAGCAAUACCAGCAAUACGGAUACCCCCAAUACCAGCAGCAAGGCCAAGGCUAUUAUCCUGCCUACAACCAACAGCAAGCUUACAAUCAAUACGGUGGCUAUGGACAACAGCCCGGAAAUUACAAUCAGAUCUAUAACAACCAGUACGGUAGCGGUGGUUACAACCAGUACUCACAGCAGCAACAGCAACAGCAGUCGCAGUUCCGUCAGGCUCCUGCUGCCCAAAAGACUCCCGCCGCUGAACAACCAGCCGCCCCAGCUGCGCAAGCUCCCAAACCCGCAACUACAGGUGCGCCAAAGGCAAAAGUUUUAUCGCUGGGAGAUUCAGGUGCAAGCGCUCCGAAAACUAAGGUCCUUUCUCUCGGUACUCCCGCUGCUACAAAGACCACCAAGGAUGAAUCCGCUACACCUGGAGAUAGUAAGGGCGCCGCAGCCGCAGAGGCUGCUAACAAAGUAACUGCUUCCAAGGCAAUUGAGAAAACAGAGAAAAAGGCAGAGGCCAAAGCUGCAAGCAGCGGAAAGGCUUCGCCGGCCCCCUCAUCUGGUCGCAAUAGUCCCGGACGCAGCAGCCCUUCCCGAGGCGAGGCUGCUAAGGCUGUUCGUGACGCCGAUGCAGUUGCUCGUGAACAGAAAGCCGACGUCGACGAAGCCACGUUGAAGGAAAUCUACGGUGAGAAGCGUGAACAUGUCAACCUCGUAUUCAUCGGUCACGUCGAUGCCGGAAAAUCGACUCUCGGAGGAUCUAUCCUGUAUGCUACUGGUAUGGUUGAUGAACGUACCAUGGAAAAAUACAAGCGUGAUGCAAAGGACGCCGGUCGUGAGACGUGGUAUUUGUCAUGGGCAUUGGAUUUGACAAACGAGGAGCGUGCCAAGGGUAAAACCGUCGAAGUCGGCCGUGCUUUCUUCAAGGUUACUUAUCAAGGUCCUGACGGUGAGGUGGAGCGCCAUUUCACCAUUCUCGACGCUCCGGGCCACAAGUCUUUUGUGCCACACAUGAUCGGAGGGGCCUCGCAAGCAGAUGUUGGUGUGCUAGUUGUUUCGGCUCGUAAGGGCGAGUAUGAGACCGGUUUCGAGAAGGGCGGCCAGACCCGAGAACACGCCCUUUUGGCCAGAAACACUGGUGUCAAGAAACUCAUUGUGGCGGUCAAUAAGAUGGACGACCCUACUGUCGAGUGGAGCAAAGCCCGUUUUGAUGAAUGUACAGUGAAGAUCGCCAAGUUCCUUGAGAAUUUGGGUUACAAGAAGGCAGAUCUGUUCUUCAUGCCAAUCUCCGCCCAACGCACUCUUGGUAUCAAAGACCGUAUCCCCAAGGACAUUUGCCCAUGGUAUGAUGGGCCUUCCCUGCUGGAAUAUCUGACCGACAUGAAGAUGCCUGAGCGUAAGAUCAAUGCACCUUUCAUGAUGCCCAUCAGUACCAAAUACCGUGAUAUGGGUACUAUGGUCGAAGGUCGUAUCGAAUCUGGUGUCAUGAAGAAGAGUAACACAUAUCUCAUGAUGCCGAACAGAGAAGAAGUAGGGAUUGCCGCGUUAUAUGGUGAGACUGAGGAUGAAAUCUCCACUGCCACUUGUGGUGACCAGGUCCGAAUCCGUUUGCGCGGUAUUGAAGAAGAAGAUAUUCUUCCCGGAUUCGUCCUUUGCUCUCCCAAGCGACCAGUCCACUGUGUUUCUGCCUUUGAAGCUAAGAUCAGAAUUUUGGAGUUGAAGAGCAUUCUUUCUGCUGGUUAUAACUGUGUCUUGCACGUGCAUUCUGCCAUUGAAGAAGUUACGAUUGCCGCAUUGCUGCAUAAGCUCGAGCCCGGCACGGGCCGAAAGAGCAAAAAACCACCUGCUUUUGCUAGCAGGGGUCAAACCAUCAUUGCUCGUUUGGAAGUUACUGGUUCGGCGGGUGCAGUGUGUGUGGAGAAGUACGAAGAUUACGACCAACUGGGUCGAUUCACAUUGCGUGACCAGGGACAAACCAUUGCCAUUGGCAUGAUCACAAAGCUGAUCCUUAACGAACCAACCGCCUAA
Molecule: messenger RNA, 2169 nt
Organism: Talaromyces stipitatus ATCC 10500
Lineage: Eukaryota; Fungi; Ascomycota; Eurotiomycetes; Eurotiales; Trichocomaceae
Product: translation release factor eRF3, putative
Exons: 2
Coding region: 1-2169 (722 amino acids)
Biological process (GO): translation; nuclear-transcribed mRNA catabolic process, deadenylation-dependent decay; translational termination
Cellular component (GO): translation release factor complex
Molecular function (GO): GTP binding; GTPase activity; translation release factor activity
Source: RefSeq, a predicted model, not a curated record